GUGUCCGCCCUGAAGCAAAUAUCACAGUAGUGUGUGAAAUGCGCUGCUGAAUGUCCUUCUACGGCUCUUUGGAUGCGCAAUGUGCAUUAGUAGCUUUUGGAUGAUUCUAUGAUUUAUUGUGUUAGGUAUCUUUUUUAUCCAUAAAAAGGUUAGCAAUCUCUUGAAUACACGGUUAGGCAGCUUUUAGUAGUCCAUCGGAGACCGUUGACUGAGUGAUCUGACAGCCAGGCCGGAUUGAAGCCAGCAGUAGCUGUCAGUGCGCGAAUCAAAGUUCCUAGCUGGCUAACUAGCAUGUUCGGCUUGUGGGGUUGGUCAGCAAUCAGGACUGGUUUGUAAUAUUCCAUUCGCAGCCAAAACCGAAGAGACCUUAUUGAUGUUAAAGGUUUGCACGGAUCGAGAAACAUGGUGCCUUUGGAUAAGUGAAGAAGAGAGACAGGGCACCAAAACCAGUGUGGACAGGACUCCGGUACACUGGUUGCGGCUACAGUCUGAAGCUGAACCAGAGGGACCCACCCAGACUCAGAAGUGGCUGACCACAGCCCAAUUUCGAACAGGCACUGUGCUGGCUGGCUGGCUGGUCUCAGAGCAGAACAGAGAAGGAAGCCCCUGAGGAGGUUGAUGUAAAGGGGUUGUUUGAGGCUCUGUGGGCAUUCUACUGAAAUGUCAAUCAGAAGAGCAGAAGGGAUGUCCAUCGCCCAGGCCUUGGCCAUGACUGUGGCCGAGAUCCCCGUGUUUCUCUACUCCACCUUUGGGCAGUCCAUAUUCUCUCAGCUGAAGCUUUCUCCCAGUCUGAAGAAGGUGCUGUUUGCCACAGCUCUGGGGAGCGUAGCCCUGGCCCUCACCGCCCACCACAUGAAGAGACGCGGCAGGAAACGGAAACAGGCAACAGCUGUGAAAGAUGAGCAGAAGCAGGUGGGAAUACCAGAGGCGUUGAUCCGGUCAGGGAAACAGUCAUCUCUGAGGAGAGGUGGUCCGUUUCCCGGGCGACAGAUGAUGAGCCCCAGCACACGGAGCAAUGAAACCAUGAGCGGCAUCUCUUCACUGGCUCCCAGCAAACACUCAAGCUCCUCCCACAGCAUAGCCUCUAUGCGAGUCCCGACUUCUCCGAACCAGACGGCCAAUCCGUCGACUCCCUGGGAGUCAGAGCCUGUGGAGGAGGAGUCGGGAGCCAUGGGGGACGCAAACGCAGAGAACCUGUACAUCAUUGGUAUGGAGUUGUUUGAGGAGGCCCUUCAGAAGUGGGAGCAGGCCCUGAACAUCCGGCACCACACCCACUCCAAUGCCUCCAAAGCCAGUACCAGCCUAGCCCUGGAGGGGGCAGCGGCCGACCCCAACCUGCCCACGGUAUGCCACAGAACUAUCGCACUCUCAACGUCUGAAUCGCGUAACAAGGUCUUUGCCGAGAAGCUGGAGACCCUCCUUCACAGGGCCUACCACCUACAGGAGGACUUUGGCGCCACUAUUCCCCCAGAUAGCCUGCUGGCAGACUUUGAGAGUGAGGGAACACUCAUCCUGCCAAACUUGGAGAGUAGAAUGCGUGAAGACGAUGCCACUACAAUCACUUCUGACGAUUCCUUCUUCUCAGCAGCAGAAUUGUUUGACAACCUAUCUCUGGAGGUGUGUCAGCCUCUGAGGCCCGCUGCUCUUUACGACGAGGCUGUGUCACUGGUCCAGCACGGCAGCGUGCCCUGUCGAGAGCUCCGAACUGAGCUGCUAGAAUGCUACGGUGACCAAGACUUCCUAGCCAAGCUCCACUGUGUGAGACAAGCCUUCCAGGUUUUGUUGUUGGACGAAACUCACCGGACGUUCUUCAUGGAGACCGGCAAGCAGAUGAUCACAGGACUCAUGACCAAGGCAAACAAGAGUCCCAAAGCCUUCCUGGAAACCUAUGAGGACAUGCUUCUCUACACCCAGAGAGAGGAGACCUGGCCAGUCAGCAGGAUGGAACUGGAGGGGCGAGGGGUGGUGGUUAUGAACUUCUUUGACAUCGUGCUGGACUUCAUCCUGAUGGAUGCCUUUGAUGACCUGGAGAGCCCGCCCUCGUCCGUUGUGGCCGUGCUCAGGAACCGUUGGCUCUCUGACAGCUUCAAGGAGACGGCCCUGGCUACUGCGUGCUGGUCCGUUCUGAAGGCCAAGCGGCGUCUGUUGAUGGUUCCAGACGGCUUCAUCUCCCACUUCUACGCCAUAUCAGAACAGGUCAGCCCCGUCCUGGCCUUUGGCUUCCUGGGGCCCCGACAGCACCUCAGUGAGGUGUGCACCAUCUUCAAGCAACAAAUAGUGCAGUACCUGAAAGAUAUGUUUGACCACGACAAGGUGCGCUUCACCUCGGCCCAGUCGUUAGCCGAGGACAUCCUGAGCCUGUCCCACCGCCGCAGUGACAUCCUGCUGGGCUACCUUGGCAUUGACAGCCUGCUGGAGCCCAAUGGAGCCCUACCCCAAGGAGACACAGAACCGGGCCCCAGCCCCUCCAACCACCACUGAGACAUGAGUAGUGUUCAUUUGGGAUGUUAUGAAACGGGGAGGUAGUACAUGAAUUUGUCCAAUAAGAACAUUGAUUUUCAUUUUCAGUUAGAAAGUGAUUUGCUACUGUGUGGCAUAAUGAAUAUGACCCUGUAUCUGACUUAGCUGAGCUGGAAUGGACUGGGUUGGUCAAAGCCGGACUUAACAAGCAAGAUUUAGGAGGGUUGUUAAUUCACAUGCUUGAACUGCAGCAUCACCCAGUCAGUCUGUGGUUCUACACCCUAAACAUAACAGCCACCAAAUCGAACAGAACCCGACUUGUAUUGGUCCUUACGUGAAAGAGGGAUGUUUUUGUUCUAGCUCUCCUCGUACAUUUUAUCAUCUGAGUUGAAUCUGGAGUUGUUCAUCAGUCAAUACUAGUUAUCCCUUUUUCCAAAUGUGUGAUGAACCAACAACCAUCCGGCAAGAAAAUGUUUGUUGUCUCUAUGUAAUGGAUGUACAGUAAGUGUGUGUGUUCUGAGGCAGGUGAUCCGAACCGAUCCCCUCUAUUGUCCCGACACCCUUGGCCAAUUUGAAGGCGUGCCCUGGGACGUGAUGCUGCAGGACUCGUUGCUUCCGUCUCUAUCCAUUGAUUGAUCAUCCCUUUCAUUUAUCGUAUUUAUUCCAAUAGUGUUAGGUGCCGCAUUAAUGAAAAAAAAAGCACCUGUUCAUUCAAGAGAAUGUGUAAUACAAAUGUCUAAUACUGUACAUAAGGUCAGGCAGGGCAUUGGACAGUCAUUAACUUGUAUGUACAGAAAAAGUGCACAGAUAUUCCUAUCUUGUCCUCAUACUUAAAAUGGUCAGUAUCGAGGUACUGUGGGGGUAAAAAAAGAUGCCAAGCAGGGGCAUACCACCCCAGAAAUCCUAAUAAUAUACUGUAGCAUAUACCUCGGUGACGUGUGACAAUGCAGGCUGAAUUUAGGUUACGCUUGGAGAACAGGAAAUACACUACCUUUCAAAAGUUUGGGGUCACUUAGUAAUGUCCUUGUUUUUGAAAGACAAGCACUUUUUUGUUUCCAUUAAAAUAACAUCAAAUUGAUCAGAAAUACAAUGUAGACAUUUAAUGUUGUAAAUGACUAUUGUAGCUGGAAUCGGCUGGUUUUUAUUGGAAUAUCUACAUAAGCGUACAGACGCCCAUUAAUAAUAAUAAUAAUAAUAUGCCAUUUAGCAGACGCUUUUAUCCAAAGCGACUUAGUCAUGUGUGCAUACAUUCUACGUAUGGGUGGUCCUGGGAAUCGAACCCACUACCCUGGCGUUACAAGCGCCAUGCUCUACCAACUGAGCUACAGAAGGACCACACCAUUCUCAGCAACCAUCACUCCUGUGUUCCAAUGGCACGUUAGCUAAUCCAAGUGUAUUAUUUUAAAAGGCUAAUUGAUCAUUAGAAAACCCUUUUGCAAUGAUGUUAGCACAGCUGAAAACUGUUGUGCUGAUUUAAAGAAGGAAUUAAACUGGCCUUCUUUAGACUAGUUGAAUAUCUGGAGCAUCAGCAUUUUUGGGUUCGAUUACAGGCUCAACAGUGAAGAGGUGACUCCGUGAUGCUGGCCUUCUAGGCAACGUUCCUCUGUCCAGUGUCUGUUCUUUUGCCCAUCUUUUCUUUUUAUUGGCCAGUCUAGGAUAUGGCUUUUUGUUUGCCACUCUGCCUAGAAGGCCAGCAUCCCGGAGUCACCUCUUCGCUGUUGACGUUGAGACUGGUGUUUUGCGGGUACUAUUUAAUGAAGCUGCCAGUUGAGGACUUGUGCGGCGUCUGUUUCUCAAACUAGACACUAAUGUACUUGUCCUCUUGCUCAGUUGUGCACCGGGGACUCCCACUCCUCUUUCUAUUCUGGUUAGGGCCAGUUUGCGCUGUUCUGGGACGGGAGUAGUACACAGCUCUGUCUGAGAUCUUCAGUUUCUUGGCAAUUUCUCGAUUGGAAUAGCCUUAAUUUCUCAGAACAAGAAUAGGCUGACGAGUUUCAGAAUAAAGGUCUUUGUUUCUGGCCAUUUUGAGCCUGUAAUCGAACCCACAAAUGCUCCAGAUACCCAACUAGUCUAAAGAAGGCCAGUUUUAUUGCUUCUUUAAUCAGAACAGUUUUCAGCUGUGCUAACAUAAUUGCCAAAGUUUUUUCUACUGACCAAUUAGCCUUUUAAAAUUAUAAACUUUGAUUGCCAUUGGAUUGCCAUUGAAACACAGGAGUGAUGGUUGCUGAUAAUGGGCCUCUGUAGAUAUUCCAUUAAAAAUCAGCUGUUUCCAGCUACAAUAUUCAUUUACAACAUUAACAAUGUCUACACUGUAUUUCUGAUCAAAUGUAUGUUAUUUUAAUGGACAAAAACCAUUUCUUUCAAAAAUAAGGACAUUUCUAAGUGGCCCUAAACUUUUGAAUGGUGGUGUAGGAUAUCAUGAACUGCUUUGCCAGUUCUGAUGAUUGUUGUCGAGUUGUGUGUCUGCAUUAGUGUGUGAGUAUACGAUCGAGUGAAAUUCUUAUUGUCUGUAAUCACGCUUUGUCUGUAAAAAAAAAAAACAGUGAUACCGGUAUUUACCGCACUUUAACGGAGCAGGAUGAGAUUUUUUUUAAAUGCAUUUCCGCUGUUUUUGAGAAAAGCAUUGUUUCUGAAUAGCACUUCCCACUAAUAUUCCCACAUGCCCUCAACAAAAGACAGGAGCGAUACUACCUUACAUGUUUGAAUUCACAGCUACCUUGUACUGAGCUCUGUCACACAUUUUGUUGAAAUGGGGAUUGUCAAUGUACAUUCAAAUGUUGUGGUAUAGUAUGCGGUUAUUGUGAUCUUGAUAUAAGAGUUCAGUAUAUUGUAGCUGUGUAUUCAGAAUCUGCUUUGGGGCUGUCUUGUUAGCCUGGAAUCCAAACUGUGAAAUCCAUAUACAAAAGUAUGUGGACACACCUUCAAAUUAGUGGAUUUGGCUAUUUUAACCACACUCGUUGUUAACCUGUGUAUAAAAUUGAGGACACAGCCAUGCAAUCUCCAUAGACAAAAAAUGGCAGUAGAAUGGCCCAUAAGGAAGAGCUCCAUGACUUUCAAUGAGGCGCUGUACUAGGAUGCCACCUUUUCAACAAGUCAGUUUGUCAGAUUUCUGCCCUGCUCGAGCUGCCCUUGUCAACUGCAAAUGCUGUUAUUGUGGAGUGGAAAUGUCUAGGAGCAACAACUGCUCAGCCGAGAAGUAGUAGGCCACACAAGCCCACAGAACGGGUCCGGCGAGUGCUAAAGUGUGUAAAAAAUAGUCUGUCCUCGGUUGGAAUGAGAUGUUCAAGCAUGUAGUGUAUAUUGGUGAAGUGAAACGGAACAUAUCACUUUGGAUUCCAGGCUUCCAAUUGGCUCAUUCAUCCCACCUCUUCUUCCCCAGAUCUUUGCUGUAAAUGAGAUUGUGGUCUCGGUCAACUUACCUGGUAAAAGAAGGGUUAAAUAAAAAUCUAAGUCUAACUUAAUACCCAUUACUGUUUAUGGAGCUUUUUCUAGUAACCAGUAGAGUUUAAACUUUCUUUUUUUGGCACAUGAAAGAUCCUUCCUUUGCACUAUAUUGGAAAACAUACAUUAACGCUCUUUUAACCCUUUAUUUUGUUAAUCAAUAGUUGGAUAGGUCAUUGGUAGGUCUAGUUUUAAAAUGUUCUUGCGCCAUGAAAUGUACUGAUGUUAUUGGAUAUAUUUUAGCAUGAGUAAAUGACAGCAAGUUUGAGGCUUUUCCCCUAGAAAUGGCAUUAUUGAAUACCCAUUGUAAGACUGGCAGACAUUGUGCCAGAUGACGUAUUAGAUUGAAUUCUUGGUUUUUUUGUACAUGUGAUUUGUUGGUCUAAUUUGGGCAAAUUAUCUCGCAGACCUACAUUUGAAUCAGAUAUUUCUAUUGUGUCACUCAGUUGAUUUGAGUAACAAAUGAAAACUGCCCUGCCUAUUUUGGGAUCUCCUAGGCUCCAGUUACUAUGAAAAGUAUAUGAAUUGAUCAAUACGUAUCACAUCCCAAUGGGAGAUUAAUGUAAUAGUUAUGCGUUACUGCUCGGAUGCCCAAAUGGUGGCCUUUGGGUUGUGAGAUUAGUUGACUUUUCCUUCUCGGUUGAACCAACAAUCGAUCUAUAUGUAGUAUCAGAAUUGCACUAUCCUCAACAGCCUUUGCAUGUGGACUCUUGUCAUACCUGUACUGCUUUUUGCAUCUUGUUAAUGUGUCCCAUCAGUUAGCAUAGUGUUGGAUUGCAUUAGAUGCCCUGUGACUUCCUUUUUAAUGAUCAAUUAAUCUUAAUUACCAAUAAUUGUGGUAUCAAAACUAGGAAAAUGUCAAUGCGGAUUUAGUGAAUGAUUAACUGCUUAAUACUGUUUACUCUGUACUGUAUGGAUUAUACUUCAAAAUUCAGCUGUAGGAACUCUUAUGUAAGCUGAUGAGACAGGCCAGUUAACUCUUUGCUUAUUCAAUCUUUUAAGUCUGCAUUAUGCAACAUUAGUAGGUUUAUGAUUUCAAAAUGGCCAAAGAGGAGAGAAACUUCUUACUCAGUUAAGUAUGAUGAAAUGACUUGUUGUACACUACAAGUGUCCUAUUCAUGCCUUGUGUCUUUUUUUAUUGUUGUGAAAUUACAAUGCCAGCACAAACUGAAAGUUUUAGAAUCUGCAUAUUUUUUUGUUUAUUCUUAUUAAAUUCUUUCAAUUAGACUUUUCCCUAUCAAAUAAAUUGUGACUGUCUUUGG
Oncorhynchus keta (chum salmon) is the source of this 7163-nucleotide messenger RNA. RefSeq names its product mitoguardin 2 (gene miga2). The record is from RefSeq and is a predicted model, not a curated record. Gene Ontology annotation, biological process: mitochondrial fusion. Lineage: Eukaryota; Metazoa; Chordata; Actinopteri; Salmoniformes; Salmonidae. The transcript has 15 exons. The coding region runs from base 661 to 2481 and encodes 606 amino acids.